Molecule: messenger RNA, 637 nt
Organism: Phytophthora nicotianae INRA-310
Lineage: Eukaryota; Oomycota; Peronosporomycetes; Peronosporales; Peronosporaceae
Product: ribosomal protein S15
Exons: 1
Coding region: 69-554 (161 amino acids)
Biological process (GO): translation
Cellular component (GO): ribosome
Molecular function (GO): structural constituent of ribosome
Source: RefSeq, a predicted model, not a curated record
AACUAGCAAAGGAUAAAGGAUUAUCCUUUGUAUUCACAGUCUUCCAGCCACACAAGCUGCAACCAGCCAUGUUCGCGCUCUCUCGUCUCGCUCGCGCCGCGCGCCCUGCGGCCUCGCACCCAGCCGCUCGCUGCGUGUCGUACGUGGCGCCACCGCGUGUGUCCGCCGACAAGAGCUACCGCUUCGGACUGAAGCUGGACGACGUGAAGCCUGAGAACGAGGACGAGGCGAAGACCCUCGAGCAGCUCAAGGCUGUGCUGAGUCUGCGCAACGCGUCGCAGCACGAGCUCAACAAGGCGCAGGUGGCUACGGCCAUCGAGACGUUCCAGCGCUUCCCGGGCGACACUGGCUCCAGCGAGGUGCAGAUCGCUGUACUCACGCAGAAGAUUCUACGCAGCACGGCCCACGCUCAGGGCCACAAGAAGGACCAUCACUCUCGACGAGGUCUGAUUGCGAUGGUGGAGAAGCGACGGAAGCUGCUCAAGUACUUGCGUCGCAAGGACCUGCACAAGUACCGCGAGGUAGUGGCGGCGCUGGGCCUCCGCUUCACUUAAGGCGGUUAGAAGAAAGUAGGGCAGGUAGGACGGUAGAACGGAACACAAAUACUACUUUGCCGACCAGAGUACUACUUUUUUUU